Carassius auratus (goldfish) is the source of this 2376-nucleotide messenger RNA. RefSeq names its product gastrula zinc finger protein XlCGF57.1-like. The record is from RefSeq and is a predicted model, not a curated record. Bases 61 to 1953 code for a protein of 630 amino acids. Lineage: Eukaryota; Metazoa; Chordata; Actinopteri; Cypriniformes; Cyprinidae. The transcript is spliced from 3 exons.
UCGCGUGUUGACGUCAUACAAUCUGCGCCGCGACGUUUUCGUUUUGCUAUUCUGCGACAGAUGAAAGGUGACAUCGAAAAGUUUCCAGAUGUGCCUUACACAACUCUUGUAGAGAUGGAGUUUAUUAAAGUGGAGGUUGUGGACAUGAGUGAUCCAGAACCGUGCAAAGUGAAAGAUGAAGAUCAUGAGGAACAGAGAGACCAGAUGGAGGUGAAAGAGGAAAGAGAAGAACCGAGUGGCAUCAAGGAGAACCACUUUAUUGAAACGCCUGAAGAUUUUAAAGUUGGAGAAGAGUCUUUAACUGAAACAACAGAAGCCAAAAAUUCUUUCUCCUGCCCUCAGUGUGAAAAGACCUUCACACAUAAAGGAAACCUUAGGGAUCACAUUAAAAUUCACAUCGGAGAGAAGCCUUAUGUGUGCAGUCUGUGUGGAAAAAGUUUCAUUCACAAAGGACACCUUAAUGAUCACAUGAGGAUUCAUACGGGAGAGAAGCCUUACACGUGCCAUCUGUGUGGAAAUAGCUUUACCUGUAAAGGAAGCCUUAAUGGUCACAUGAGAAUUCACACUGGAGAGAAACCGUUCACAUGCCACCUGUGUGGAAAGAGUUUCACAUGUAAAGGAAGCCUUACUUGUCAUGUGCGGAUUCACACCGGAGAGAAGCCUUUCACUUGCCCUCAGUGUGAAAAGAGCUUCUCACAUAAAGGAAGCCUUAAGUGUCACAUGAGAAUUCACAUCGAAGAAGGGCCUUUUGCUUGCAAUCAGUGCGGGAAGAAUUUCACACAGCAAGAAUACCUUAACAAUCACAUAAAGAUUCACACCGCAGGGAAACCGUUCACAUGCCAUCUAUGUGGAAAGGGUUUAACUUGUAAAGGAAGUCUCAAGAGUCACAUGCGAAUUCACACCGGAGAAAAGCCGUUCACGUGCCUUCAGUGUGGAAAGAGCUUCACAAAUAAAGGAAACCUUAAGAUUCAUGCAAGGAUUCACACCGAAGAGAGCCCACUGACUUGCCUUCAAUGUGGAAAGUGUUUCACGCAUAAAGAAAACCUAAGGUGUCACAUGAGAGUCCACACCGGUGAGAAGCCCUUCACGUGUCAUCAGUGCGGAAAGAGCUUCGCUCGUAAAGUUAUCCUUCAGAAUCACAUAAAAACUCACUCCGGAGUGAAGCCUUACACAUGCAACCAGUGCGGAAAGAGAUUCACAGAUAAAGGGUACAUAAAGCGCCACAUGCGAAGUCACACUGGAGAGAAGCCCUUCACAUGUCCUCAGUGUGGAAAGACUUUCACGCAUAAAGGAAACCUUAAAAUUCACAUCAGAAUUCACACCGGAGAGAAACCCUCCAAGUGUCCUCAAUGCGGAAAGAGCUUCACACAUAAAGGACAGCUUAAGGAUCACAUGAGAAUCCACACCGGAGAAAAGCCCUACACGUGUCCUCAGUGCGGAAAGAGCUUCAAAUGUAAAGGACACCUCAAGACUCACAUAAGAACUCACACCGGAGAGAAACCUUACACGUGCCGCGAGUGUGGCAAGAGCUUCACAGUUCAGAGAAGCCUGAACAUGCACAUGAAAUAUCAUUCUGGAGAUAAAUUGUAUGAGUGCUCUGAGUGCGGCAAGAGGUUUGCAGAGAGCAAUACCUUUAAAACACAUUUGCUCAUUCACUCUGAAGAACGGCCAUUUAGUUGCGAUCAGUGCGAGAAAAAGUUUAUUCUGGCGGUGCGAUUAAAAGCACACCUGAAGCUUCAUACGCAUGAGAGACCCUACUUAUGCUCUCUGUGUGGAGAGAGUUUCAAACUGCUCGGCAGCUUAAAAUCGCACCAGAAAAUACAUGCCAGUGAGAAAUCGCAUGUGUGUCCUGAGUGUGGUAAGGCUUUUACCAGAGCAACAUACUUGAAACGGCACCAGCGGACACAUGCUGGAGAAAACCCUGGCAAGGGUUCAUUCGUUCAAGAACCCUAAAGCUACAAGAAUGCAUACUGGAGAGUAGCCAAGCCAAUGAUUGGUGGACUGGCAUUCGACCCGACUGUGUGACAAACAGUUUGGAAAAUGGAUUUUAAGCACAUCGAUGUAUCUACUGCUUCACAUUAUCAAGAGUAGAGCAUUGCGAAGUUUGUCUUCGGCAAUGAGUAAAUGGUGUGAGAUUCAGAUGUAGACAAAAGUAGAAUUUCACCCAAAAUGGUGCUUUUUUAAGAGGGGUUAAAUAACCUAAUGCUGAUAUUUAUGCUCUUCAAACAAAUGUGAUGCAAGUUAAAAUACUACCGUAUUUUUCGGACUAUAAGUCGCACCUGAGUAUAAGUAGCAUCAGUCCAAAAAGAUGUCAUGACGACGAAAAAAAAAAAACAUAUAUAAGUGGCACUAGACUAUAAGUCACAUUUAUUUAGA